This is a messenger RNA of Anopheles moucheti, 1167 nucleotides long. RefSeq names its product putative odorant receptor 83c. The transcript is spliced from 4 exons. Lineage: Eukaryota; Metazoa; Arthropoda; Insecta; Diptera; Culicidae. Gene Ontology annotation, biological process: detection of chemical stimulus involved in sensory perception of smell; sensory perception of smell. The record is from RefSeq and is a predicted model, not a curated record. Gene Ontology annotation, molecular function: odorant binding; olfactory receptor activity. The coding region runs from base 1 to 1167 and encodes 388 amino acids. Gene Ontology annotation, cellular component: plasma membrane.
AUGGCAGAUCAUCCGAUCCACACCCUUCAUCGGUUGAUUGAACGACAGCGACUUCUGCUGAAACUGAUCGGCUUAGAUUCCUACGAUCGGCAGUUUCGUGUCAACGGACUAACCGUCAUGGUGGUGUUCAUGGCAUCACUAUUUUUCGUGAUAUCGCUUUACGACUUGGUCCUGUUCAAGAAUGACAUGUUUAACUUUGUCUUUGUGCUGAUUACGAUCUUCUUUGCCACCAUCGGUUUCGGUCUGAUAGCGGUAUUUUUGACGUACAACCAUGUGUUACCGGACUUACUGGACCAAACCUACUAUACGUACCGGCUGGUGAAGGAUGACGAGCGCGAAAUGCACAUUUUAAGCUGGUACACGCAACUUUUUCAACGCGCUGUUAAUGUGUACACGGUCAUAUUCAUUGGGACGUCCAUUGCUGCAGCCAUAUUUCCUCUCGGUGUGUACUUGUUGUACGGUGAGCGUGUGUUACCGUACGGUGUAGUGCUCCCAUUCGUGGAUCCAUCCUCCCAGGUGGGGUACGAGCUGAACUACAUGUAUCAGGUUAGCUGCAUUAUCUGGACACCUCCCGGGCUAGUUGCAUCGGAGUGUAUGGUGUUUGCGCUGGUACUCAAUAUCUGCAUUCAGUAUGACAUCCUGGAGGUGCAGUUACUAGACCUAGACGAGCUAAUACGUUCGCAUGGUCCCAUGCGGGAGGUGUUGAUCGCGCAAAAGCUACGGACAAUGCUGCACGGUCAGCAACGGCUCGUGAGCUUUAUCUCCAGCAUUGAAGAUUCGCACACGGUACUCUCAGGUGUGCAGGUACUAUCGCUUGGACUACAGAUUGUGAUCACACUCUUUGUAUUGCAGUUCUCUCUCUGGAUCCCUGGCCUGGUACUGAUACCGACGUUCUCACUGCAACUCUUUCUGUUCUGUCUGCUCGGCACCAUCAUUGAGCAUAAAGGUGACAAGUUUUCGGACAACGUAUAUGACCUUACUUGGAACGAGUUGUCAAUGGUGGAUAAAAAAAAUUUUCGCCUAUUAUUGCUUAGCUCCCAACAUCCCAAAACACUGACAUGUGCGCGUAUGACACCGAUCUGCUUGAAUCUGUUCCUAAAUGUGCGUAAGGGUAGUAUGUCGCGAACGUUUUACUCAUUUUUCAUGAUGUUAGGAAACACCACGUAA